AUGCCACCUCCACAGCCGAUCAGGAUCCGGAGCUUCCUUUCAGAGCAGAGCGACGGCCUGUUGGAGGCCAAACGAGAACGGCUGGACGCAGCGGUGCAGGAAGCAGUGAGGACGGUGUCUUCCUUACUGUCAGUGCACGGCCCCCUGCGGCUCAGCAGAGACGUCAGUAAAUACUGCAAGUUCCUUUGGAAGAAUUCAAGUGCCAUCAACUAUAACAGAUGUGGCAGAGCAAACAGCAGCUACAGAGCUGAGACUUGUCUGGAUGUGAUCAUCCCCGAUGACCACCUGGAUGGAUGUGAUAUUUACCCACAGCCGGACUCUCCUCUCAGGACCGUCCUCAGGCCUGAAGGCGCCGGACUCCCCGACACCGACUUCCUGCUGUACGUCCUCGUCCGGGCCACCGAUAAGUGCCGAGCCGAGCCCGGAGUGCUGGCCUAUGCCGCCCACUGCCGGACUGACCACCGGGGCCGCCCGCUGGCCGGCGUGGCGGUCAUCUGCAGGGAGACCCUGAGGGGGGCGGCGUACCGUCACCCCGCCGCGGUGCAGACGGUGAUCCACGAGCUCCUCCACACCCUGGGAUUCUCUAAAGACCUCUUCAGCACGUGGAGACGCUGCUCGGCCUCGUCUCACGAUGCGGCAGGAUGUUCUCCUCGAGGUAAGGUCACUCACUCUGACGGGCGGGGUCAGAUCCGGGUCUACACCCCGGCCGUGGUCUCGGCCCUGCAGACCCACCUGCAGUCUGCUGACCCUGGUCUGGGAGCUCCGCUGGAGAACCAGGGAGCCCCCCUGGGUGGGGCGUCCUCCCACUGGGAGGCCCGGGUCCUGCAGGGCUCCAUCAUGGCGGCGGCUCUGGGCCACUGGGCCACGGUGCGGAUCGACCCCGUCACCCUGGCCGCGCUGCAGGACAGCGGCUGGUACCGAGUCGACCCGAGCCGAGCCCAGAGCCUGGUGUGGGGCCGCGGUGAAGGUUCGUCGUUUGGCUCAGUGCUCAAGUGUAACUCCUCGUCCUUCUUCUGCACCGGCAGCGGACUCGGGUGUCAUUUCCUUCACCUCCACAAGGGGGCGUGCCAGACUGAUCAAUACCUGGAGGGAUGCAGGCUGUACAAACCUUUGACUAAUGGGAGUGAAUGUUUCAUUGAAGAAAACAGCAGGUUUCCAGACGUGGACCACCUGAGAGGGGAGCUCUUCGGCCCUGACAGCAGAUGUUUCUUCUCCAGUCUCAUCAGACGGUCCGUCCCCUCCUGUCAGCCUCAGCCUGGGGGUCCCGGUGCCUCGGUGGAGGGUCUCUGUUACAGACACAGGUGCACAGGGCCGAACAGGUUCCAGAUCCAGGUGUCUGGAUCAGGAUGGGUCAACUGUCCAGCAGGGGGAAGCAUUCAGGUCAAAGGGUACCAGGGGUCAGUUUCCUGCCCUGACCGGAGGUUGUGUCUGCACAGUGAUGUCUUCCCUCUUUCAGGAGACGUUAACCCUUUCUCCUCUUCUAACACAAGGCGGCAGUGA
Messenger RNA from Salarias fasciatus (jewelled blenny), 1500 nucleotides. It is a transcript of the gene cirop, whose product is annotated as ciliated left-right organizer metallopeptidase. Gene Ontology annotation, molecular function: metalloendopeptidase activity. Gene Ontology annotation, cellular component: cytoplasm; membrane. The record is from RefSeq and is a predicted model, not a curated record. The transcript is spliced from 14 exons. NCBI's taxonomy places the organism in Eukaryota, Metazoa, Chordata, Actinopteri, Blenniiformes, Blenniidae. The coding region runs from base 1 to 1500 and encodes 499 amino acids. Gene Ontology annotation, biological process: proteolysis; cell adhesion.